This is a messenger RNA of Phycomyces blakesleeanus NRRL 1555(-), 930 nucleotides long. RefSeq lists its product as hypothetical. The record is from RefSeq and is a predicted model, not a curated record. Bases 1 to 930 code for a protein of 309 amino acids. The transcript has 4 exons. NCBI's taxonomy places the organism in Eukaryota, Fungi, Mucoromycota, Mucoromycetes, Mucorales, Phycomycetaceae.
AUGUCUAACCAAAAUGAAAGCUAUCCCACUCGACGCACUCCUGCUGAGAGAGAGAUGACAAACUCUCUUGCCAUCUUGCAUCGUGACAUGACUACUGUCAUGAAAGACGUUGCUGAUAUCAAAGCAAAAACUUCGAAUACUCCUGUGUCUGCUGUUUUGCAGAGUCAGCUGAUGGCUUUAGUGCAUGCUGUUGCUCCUGUGAGCAUGGAAAUGAAUGUAGCUGGUUCUCCCACCAUGGCUUCUGAUGCAAAAUCAGUCAACAAAACAAAAGCCUAUAGACUUCUUUGGGAGCAUUUGUGGGACCCUAAGUUCAAACCAAAACAUUUGGCUGAAAUUCAAGCCAACAAUGGCAAGCCAAGGUGGAACACGGUUGCCAACUUCAACCAGUCACCAAACACUGAGUUGACAGAAAACCUCGUUGCCUACUUGGAAAGAAAUUUUGUAGGAGCAGGACUGAGAAAAAGUGAUGUUCGUGACUUUGUCUACACGAACUUCACUAGCAGAAAGCGUGCAGCUAAUAAGUCUCAGGCUAAAAAGAAGUCAGACAAUGCUUGCAACAGAAGGAGUAGCCGCGAAAAGGAGCACUUGAAACGUCGCAAAACAGCGUACCAGUCUAACAAGACUGCUAUUGAUGACGAGAUGAAAAGAGAUUGCUCUGGUCUCAUUAUAGAAGAGGCUAUGUCUGUUGGUGAGUCAGACGAUGGCACUUCGCCUCAUGUUUUUUAUAGUGGGCUUCGUCUUCGUCGUCCAGAUUGGAGAAGUGAUGAGUACAACCACUUUAUCACACUUGUUGACAACAAAGUGGUAGCUGAUUUAGGCUUAAAUAGCCAUCAAUUGCUGUCACGUACUUUUGGCGAAACUGUUGAAGGACCAGUCCCUGAUGCAAUUGCAUCACAGUUUUCUCAGUGGGCUCUUAGAAAUGGGCCCUAA